Messenger RNA from Hylaeus volcanicus, 2477 nucleotides. RefSeq lists its product as uncharacterized. The transcript has 8 exons. The coding region runs from base 444 to 1595 and encodes 383 amino acids. NCBI's taxonomy places the organism in Eukaryota, Metazoa, Arthropoda, Insecta, Hymenoptera, Colletidae. The record is from RefSeq and is a predicted model, not a curated record.
GUAAGAAUUGUCAGUUGAGAUCGGAAAUCGCUGCACUGUGCGCCUUAAAGUAGACCGAAGAGUUGCAUUUAAAUGAGGAGGGAAUGUCAAUUAAUAAAAAUUGUGAUAGUUACCGUGUGGAGCAAAAUGUGGUGUUGUUAGCAAAAAAGCAAUCGUAAUUCAGUUUUUUUAUAAGCUCAAAUCCAAACUACUAGUUUACGUGUACGCGCCUGAAAUUGAAACGUUCAACGAACGCCAUCUGUUGAACGGAACGGGAACACUCUUGCAAAUUUAAUUGUUUCUUAUCCUCGCACCCUAAUUAUUUUUAUAUUUCAAUUCUUCCACGAUUCCCGUUCUCGGAUUUUAUUCGAAUAAUCGAAUAAAUAGAAAUUAGAAUAAUCGUUAGAAUAAUCUUCCUCGUGAAAUCCUUUUAUCGAGGAAAAGCGUUUUAAGAACUGGUUCACAUGUUGCAACCGAUAGAAUCUCGUAAAAUUGCAGGAAUGCAAAGGGAGAAAUUGGAGUUACUAUCAGAUAGCAGCGACGAACGAUCGGAAUACUGGAAUGUAUCGACUAGAAAUGGCCGAAAAUGCAGAGGCAGACGAGGUCGAGCUUGUCCCGGAAUUUUUAAAGCUUGUAGUGCCUUUCUGGCUUGUGCCUCCGUAUUAGCAACCGCUAGUUUAAUUUGGCUGUUCAUCGAUGUUCGUCAGCAACUCACUGCUCUUCGGAACGAGCUGGACCAAGUAAUCGCCGGUAGCGAAGGUGUUCCAGAUGCCCUGCAGAAGUGCCACUCCCUAUCGAGAGAUCUUCAGAACAACCAAACAAUUAUUUUCUCUCAUCUGACCGAUUUUAAGCUUCAAAUCAAUAAUUUUACGUCGCAGCUAGCCGUUAUCCAGCGCGAUCGGCAGAGCGUAGAGGAGUGGUUCAAAGCUGCCCCAGAACUGGCCAACGUACCGACGGACUUGAAAGCACUCUCGAGUAGCGUGGUAUCGUUUGGCAGCCAAAUACAAGACUUGAGUGCCACCGUGAAGACCUUGAAGGAGUUCAACGUAAGGGUGCAGGAUGCCCAGACCACUAUGCAGCAAAAUAUCAGCAGUAUCAAGAACGCCGUGUCGGAGUUGUCCAACAUCACGCAGAAGCCGCAGACCGUUGCUGCCAACGAGACAAAAAUAAAGACUGACGAGCUAGAGGCGGCGAUAAUACGCUUAACGACUAAAUUGACGCGCAUCAAUGAAACUCUCACCAGAGAGUUGCGAUGGUUCUCCGACGAUUGGAGCAAAGACCAUAAAACAUUGGUCUUGCUUCAGGAAACGUCGCAGCACGUUAGCAUGAAAGUGAUAUCUUUGGAGAACGAGUACGUAAACACUACCGCGUCUGUUGAAAAGUUGAAUAACCAAGUGAGCGAGAUUUACGCGAUGAACGCGCAACUAAACGACAGGAUGAAGCAGCUGGAACAAUCGCAUGACACUUUGAAGAAUUCAACGAGUGCGAUGCUCGCUGCGAUACCAGGUGUUCAGAGUCAGAAACUGAAAAGACCUAAGAGCCUGGAAGGAUCGAUCGUUGGGGACGUUCCGAUCGAACAGGAUCACAGUGCGUCUCGGAUGACGAUCUAUCCAUAAAAAACUCGACGAGUAAAUCAAAACGAUCCAGGGUAACCCCGUAAUAUAUUUUAGAUGAUAUAUUGCGGAGAUACUUGGGCGAAGAAUCGUUUUGCACGAUGUAGCAACCGUGUCUCCAAAUACGAAGAUGUGUGUAUUUGUAAAUAUUAUCGAAUUAAGUAUGUUGAAAUUCCAUGUAUAUAGAAAGAAAAAUAUCGAAUGCCUCGGGCUAUGUAAUUCCGGUGCACAGAAUAAUCGGCAAGGAUUUAUCGCUCGAUUAUUAUACCGAAAUGUGUUUUACGAUCAAACGUGAACUAAGGGAGAGCUAUUUGUAACUAGCAAUAACGUAUACGUUAAUCUAGUAUUGUGAAAAUCGAAUACCGUGUAUUUGAAGCAUAUUUUCGAAUACGACGGAAUUGCCAAUCUCUAGAGGAUGCUGUAUGUAACUAGCUGAGUAUUUGAGAUAUACCAUCGAAAAGUACAAAGAGCGUUUACACUUGUUCUUGCGUUACGAAACAAAAUUUAGAAACGUUUAACACCUCUCCCAACCCCUAAAUGUCCAUGUAUAAUUGCAAUAAAUUUUUCUACUCUUCUACCGUUUGUAGCGCAGUAUAGGCCACGAAUUUGCCAAACGUUUUGGUAACGCUAAAGAAUAACCCAAACUUCUGCAGAAUUCAAAACUUUAGACCCCUCUUUUCUCCUACGUUUAUAGAGAACUGAUCGAUUUAGUACUAUGUAUUGUAUUAUAAAAAAAAAAGUGAGGUUAUGGCAAGUACAUUAGCCAUAUCGUACCAAACGGAUUAUUCGAGGAUCGAAUGGUCCGCGAAUGAAAUAGGGAGCAAGAAAUUUUGUGAAUUCUUUUUGUCGAAAUUAAAUAAAAUAUAAAACAAGGGUGAUGUAUGA